Messenger RNA from Mus pahari (shrew mouse), 2331 nucleotides. Its product is annotated as leucine-rich repeat and IQ domain-containing protein 1-like. The coding region runs from base 79 to 2331 and encodes 750 amino acids. The record is from RefSeq and is a predicted model, not a curated record. The transcript has 17 exons. Lineage: Eukaryota; Metazoa; Chordata; Mammalia; Rodentia; Muridae. Gene Ontology annotation, molecular function: protein binding.
ACAUUGAGGCUAUCAGUUGUGAAAAUUUGGAAAAUCUCUCUGUUGUUCUUCUUAAUAAUAAUCUGCUGACUUCUAUUCAUGGUUUUGAUGGAUGCACUAAUCUCCAAAGCCUUGAACUCUCACAUAAUAAAAUCACUCGAAUCACCUCCAUCCUUAAGAGACCACGUUCUGCUCAGAGAGCUGCAUUUGGAUGACAACAGCAUCUCCAGUGUGGAAGGACUUUCCUCUUGUUGGUUGCCUUUACUACAAUAUCUAAGCAUUUCACAAAACAGUUUAGCCACAAUUGUACCACUUUUUCAUCUUGUGUCUUUGGAGAAGCUGGAUGUCAGCAACAAUUGUCUUUCUGAUCUAACAACUGUCAUGUGUUGGUUCAAUGCAUGCUACUCUCUCCGUGAGCUUUGUCUUACUGGAAACCCAGUACUCCAGGAAAUAAACUGGAGAGAUUCUAUACUUAAAACUUUACCUGCUCUGAGAGUCCUCAAUGGUGACAUGCUGAACUCUUAUGCCAAUGUCCAUACUGAAGAGUACUAUCAUACAGACCUAAGAUGUUUCUUGGCCCUUUGUCAGUACCAGCUUCAAGAGUUCAACUUAUUACCUGAAAAGUAUAUCAUACAGAAGAGGGACAUUCUCACUCUGCAUGCUGCAGACAGACUCUCACAGUACUAUAAAGACUUAAUGAAACUCAGUCAUGAAUGCAGACUUGCACAUGAACAAGGGGAUAUAAAUACCACCGAGGGGUCUGCAGCAGAAACCAACAAAAACCAUCCAGACUUUUCAAACACUGACAGCACACUGCAAAACAAGGCCCUCCAUGCUCAGACUAACAGUUGUGAGGCAGAUUCACCAGCUACUUCUGCAAACCUGUUGGACACUGUCUCCAGACCUUCUACAUCAAACUGUGAAGAACUGAAAGGAAGAAAUCAGGAAAAGCUUAUGGCACAGAAGAGUGAACAUAGUAUGAUCAGUAGACUCUCCAACAGCAGAGCAUCAUUCAUAGAAAUGAAGAUGGCAGAUUCUCCAAUGAGUAAUCAUCACAAUACUGAACAAAGUACACCAGUCAAGGCAGCUAUGGUAAUCCAAGCACAGUGGCGUAGUUACAUUGCACACAGACCAAUUAAUUGCUCUGAAAAAAUGCAUCCUACCACAACAGAACCCCUGAAAGAUCUCUUCAUCAAUAACCAGACUACUUCCAAUGAAGAAAGAAGAAAAACUAAUAUGAAUAUCGAGGAACAGAGGGAAAAGGCUGCUCUUCAUAUUCAGGCGGUUUGGAAGGGCUUUAUUUUACGAAAGAAACUGGCGACCGCCCUAGAGGCUAUCAAAGAUGAAGAAUCUGGAGAAGAAUAUGAAGAAAUAGAUUUAGAGGAUUUUGAAUUUGAUGAGGAUGCCUUGGAGAGAGACUGGCCAGCUUUAGAUUCCACCGGCUUCCCUUCACAAACACUGCCUCUCUCCAACCAGCUGCCCUGGCCAAAGAAUUCUCGGACUUUGAGACAUGACGAAACUUCACCUAUCAUACCAGUUCGUCCAGCUCAGGCAUGGCUGUGCAAUGAGAAAGAAAAUGCAUUGUCACCCGAGCACACACAGUUAAGCAGCAGAUCAGAAAGUGGAAUUUUAUCCUGGACACCUGACUCAAAAACAAGUAGGAAGAGUUUACUACAAUCUGAAAAAGAAGAAAAAAUUACAGAAGAAUGGGGCUUUAAGGAUAUCUCUACAGCUCAGCAAAUGCUAAAGAGAGCAAAGAAAAUGAAAUCAAAGAAAUUAAGGAAGAAAUUAGAACCUUCUGUGCGACUAGCAGUAUUCAAAAAAAACAAAAAUAAAGUUUCUGUUACAAAGUCAUCAAAGAAGACACAGCUCAGAAGAGACAAUUACUUUGAAGAUGAGGAGGAAGAGGCAGUCUCCAAGGCAACGGCUGCAAAGGAAAAGUUGGAGCGGAGUAAGGAGUAUACCUACCAGUGGCUUCACACACAAGUUGGCUUUCCUGAAGCAACUAGUUCCAGAAACCUGAAAUGCAAUCACUUCUUGCCUGAGUUAGAUCCAGAUGUACUUAAUGGUGGAAGAGUUCAACUUGUGGCAAGACUUGUAAGCAGAGAAGACACGGGUUUAGAUCUUUUUUCCAGGACCAGUGCAAGUGCUUUGUCUGUGAACAAAGAAAAAAAAAGCCAGACCCACAGAUACUCAACAGGAUCUUCAAGUUGCUCAAGCAAGGGAAUAAUUGCACCAACGAUAACACAUACAAGACCUUCUAUUAAAGAGCGCAUAUCAUUCCGUGACAAUCCUCUUCGACUCAGUGGCGGCUGGGGAGGUGGCAAAAAGAAGGCGAAAUUCUCUACCUAA